CAUUAAUAAAGAGUUACACAAGUCAGCAGAUGCAGGGUGGUGGAGUCAACAUCAUAGAAGCGGAAGAAAUCCUGAAGGCUUUCAAAAAAGCUACCAUUAUGGAAACAACAAACAGAGAACAACAACUUUGCAAACUUUCCCCUUCUGGACGACUGUGUAAGUAAGAUCGAAGAUGUGUCUGGAAUCGGAGACGUUUCUGUACCCAUGGCACUGAAGCAAGCAAUUGCCACGCACUUAAAUGAGCUUUCAAAGUCUCUCAAUGGAUAUUUCCCUACAACAGAGUCAUAUGCAGCAUGGGUGAGACAGCAGAUGUCAAUGACGAAUACCUUGAUGAAAUAAUUGAAAUUCAACAGAGCCAGGUUCAACAGCAACUCUUCAAAACAACAACGCUCUCAACGUUUUGGUGUCGACAAAUGGAAAAGUAUCCAGUUACUGCUAAGAAAGCCCUGGAAUUUUUUAUACCAUUUGUUACAACAUAUCUUUGCGAGCAAUCCUUUUUGAGGAUGCUGGACAUAAAAACGAAGAAAAGGAACUUUGCUGUGUUAAUGACAUGAGAGUGGCACUUGACAAGGUGAAGCCACGCCUAUCUGAACUGGUCUCUCAAAGGCAACAGCAGAAGUCACACUGAUUUGCAGGUAUGUUUGUUGUAAGUUCAUGCACUGUGUUGGUUUUGUUCUCUGAACAAGGUGAUAUUCAUGCACUGUUCAUUUUGUGCACCAGUAAAUAAGCAUAUACCUAUGUCUUGAAUUUGAAAAAACAUUUUUUUUUAAAUUUUUCACGAAAAAAGGGUUCGGUGAAUGGGCAUAUGAAACUGGUGGGGUUCGGUACCGCCAACAAUGUUAAGAACCACUGCUCUAAGGACUCCAGAAAUGCAGAGUAUUCCGUAUUGGCGCAUAAGCACAAACAACAGUCAGGACCCGUCCCCCCACCUCAUGGCGAAAGGAAACUACCUUCUCGUUAAACUCCAACGUACAGGCCCUGAGCUAGGGGACAACACGAAUUGCCACCCCUGCUCGUCACCUCUCACUGCUGGCAACGCCAGAGUGGAAUAAAGACCAACCCCUCUCAAGAGGAAUGGUUCCAGAGCCCUUGUUGUGCCUUGAGGUGAGUCCGACUAUAUCUAGCCGGAACUUCUCCACCUCACGCACCAGCUCAGUUUCCUUUACCACCAGAGAGGUGACAUUCCACAUGCCAAGAGCUAGCUGCUGCAACCAAGGAUCGGACCGCCAAGGUUUGCGCCUACGGCCACCACCCAGCUCACUCUGCACCUGACCCCUUUGGCCCUCCCACAAGUGGUGAGCUCAUGGGAGGGGCGACCCAUGUUACCUCUUCGGGCUGUGUCCGGCUGGACCCCAUGGGUGCAGGCCAUGCCACUAGAUGCUCGCCAUCGUGCCCCACCUCCAGGCCUGGCUCCAGAGGGGGGCCCCGGUGGCCCGCGUCCGGGUGAGGGAAUCUUGGUCCAAAGUUGUGUCUCUUCAUUGGGGUCUGUUGAGCCACUCUUUGUCUGGUCCCUCUCCUUGGACCUGUUUGUCAUGGGUGACCCUACCAGGGACGUAAAACACCCAACAGCUUAGCUCCUAGGAUCAUUGGGACACGCAAACUCCUUCACCACAAUAAGGUGGUGGCUCAGGAAGGAGGAGUAUAUGUCAAAUUGAUAAAUUACACAAUAGCACAUCUUGGAGCCACACCCUCUUUGUCAGUGACAUGAGUGGACAAACACAGCUCAUUAGCAUUAAAGCUACAGACACACAAAAUCAGCAUAUUCCCAGGAGGGCUUACUAAAAGCACUUCUGAACUGUUUUAAAUUAUCCAGUGUCCUGUUUGUUGCAACCUUCAGACAAAAAAGGUUGACAGAUGGUUACAUAUCCUAAUAGGGUAACAGGGUCAAAAUGUGAUGAUGAAUAUAUGCAUGCAUAUCUAUUUAUGUUAAACACCACACAUUACGUCUUUUUUGGUGGAAAACAUAGUGAGGUACAAAUAUACUUCAUCAUCAGUGCGAUAUGAUUUAUAGAACAAUCAAGUAAAGGACAGAUAAUGUAAAACAUUGUUUGUCUCAGUUGAUGCUCAACACCAGAAAGGACUUCAAUGACAUAAUACAUAAUAGUGACAUAAUACACAAAAGUACAUACCCCGCUGAUACCAUGUGGGAAAGCAAUUACAAAAACACAUAAUUUUUGGUCUCUUUUGUUACUUCAACAUAAAUCAGCAGCUGUGGAUGUAGUACCCUGUCACAUAUCCUAUCAAAUAGAUAGACACCAGUACAGCCAAAGCUCCAGCUGUCUUCACUGCAAUGCCUGUGUUGCCUGUACACAUUCUGUUGUAGAGCCUAAACGCAACACAAGGGCAAGUUGUUAAUAUUUUUUUUUUUUUAACUCAGGAACUGUAACAACUAUUGUAACACACUUGACUUUGUCUCACCUCAUUGUGGUGGUCUGCGAUGCCUCCACGUUCAUGUUGAUGUUGUCCUCAUUCCAGCGAUCAUAUUGCACACUGCCUGCACUGUUGGCAUCCAUGUAGGAAGUCCUCUGGAAUCACUCUUAACUGUAACAAAAGGGAUUUAAGAACAUGAUCCUUAUUUACGAACAUGAUCAUGAUUCCCCAUGCUCACCUGUACAACCUGACAAUUUGCCUCAGCGCCUCUUAACGUCUGAGAGUGGUGAGCCCUUGUCCAUAGUUCAUAUAUUCACUGGGCUCAGUCUGCCGUAAAUCAUUUGUUUUCUUCCAGCAUAUGUAUCACUUGCAUGGUACCAAAAGUGGACUUUGGCUGCACUACGCAUGGAGGGUGAACAAAGAGCUGUUGAAUUGCUCUUCUUCUAAACAGUUUAUAACCACAGGUCUAUUAAAUAAGCCAGGUGACACAAGGCACCAUUGGAAUAGAACAGGAAGGGACAUUUAUGCUGAAUUUCAAUAAAAUUUCUAGAAACUUACCAUGGACACACUUCCCUUGGACUUAAUGGGAAUUGUUGGUUAUAUUUUUCUAAAAAAUACAAUUAUGAACUCUUUGUUUUUAGAGGACAAGCAUACAAAAACAAUAUAAAAAAAAUAUUAAUUCAAAAAUAAAUUUUAAAUAGACUACUUUGAUUAGUGAUGUAUUUUUUGCAUGUCAAACUAAUAAAAUUAAGAUUGUUUAAAUAACAGUAUAUGUAACCCCUCAGUAUCCAAUGUUCCAAUCCAAUGUUACCAAACAAUAUUUAAAAAUAUUAUCCAUCCAUCCAUCCAUUUUCUUGUGCUUAUUGCAUGGGCAGCGUCUCUGUAGGGAAGCCCAGACUCUCCGGCCACCUCUUCCAGUUCCACUUGCAGGAGAACAAAGCAUAUCGAGGCCAGCCGUGAGACACAAUCCCUCCAGCGUGUGCUAAGUCUGCCGCGUCACCUCCUCCCGGCUGGGUAUGUCCAGAACACCUCAUCAAGGAGGCAUCCAGGAGGCAUACGGGCUAGAUGCCCUAGCCACCUCAACUGGAUUCUCCCAAUGUGAAGGAGCAGUGGCUCGACUCUGAGCCCCUCCCGGAUGACCAAGCUCCUCACCGUAUAUCUUAGGGUGAAUCCAGCCACCCUGCAGAGGAAACUCGAUCGUGUUCUUUGAGUCACGAAAAUGGCUGGUACUGAAGGGGUUGUCUUUUGAAAAAUGGCUGGGAUUGAAUGAGUUAAUAAGCCCACACCAGCUCCCCUGCUUCUCCCCUGCGGCAACUCCAGAGUAGGACAAGGUCCAGCCCCUCGAGAGGAGUUUGGUUCCAGAACCCUAACUGUGGGUCAAGGUGAGUCCGACUAUUUCUAGUUGGAAUGUCUCAACCUUUUGCACAAGCUCGGGCUCCAUCCCCACCAGUGAAGUGACGUUCCAUGUCUCAAGAACCAGAUUUGGCCGCCAAAGACCAGGUUGCCCAGGAGCCCACCCUUGACUGCCACUAGAAACACAUUGCACCGGACCCUUAUUCUUGCCCCACAGGUGGUGGGUCUACGGGGGGAGAGGCUGCGUGGCUUCUAUGGGCUGGGCCUAGCCCACUCCCCUGGGCCUGGCUCCAGGGUGAAGCCCUGGGUCCCACGUCCGGGCGAGGCGCGGUCCGUCCUCUUGUCUUUUUUGCUAGAGUCUUCUGAAUCACUCUGUCUGUCCCGUCACUUAGGGCCUGUUUGCUUUGGGAGACCCAACCGGGGCAUUUAGCCCCAGACAACAUAACUCCUAGGAUCACUCAGGCACUCAAACGCCUCCACUACGAUAAGGUGGUGAUGCACGGAGUCGUUAAAAAUAUUAGUCAUCAAUAUUAUGAAUCAAUAUUAAUACAUUUAGUAUUAUUUAUUAUUAACAAUAUUAAUUAAAAAAUUAUGUAAUAAAAUAUAUUGAAUGCAUGCAAAAUGGAUUAUACACUGGGUUCCUGCACAUUCAUAUUCACCUUUCACGUCCAUGUUAAUUUGCAGAUUUUUAGUAAAAAAUGAAAAAAGACACGCAACAUUAUUGUUGAUUAGUUUUUGGCAACAAAGUGUAUGUUGUGUGCAAUAACUGCCACUAUCAGUUAUGAGUCAAGAAUGCUGACCUUUGGAACCAGCCUUAGCUUGGGCAAAGCUCACUAAAAAGCAAGCUACGCUCUAUCUGGAAUAACCACAACACAAAAUAUAAAUUCCGCUAAAAUUGUAACUAUUUUGAAUUAAGUAUAUUAUGAUGUUAAAGGAGGUGUCUCACUCUUAUUUCUUAAGGCGUUAGACAUUUAAACUUAAUGUCCUUUUCAUUUAAAAGAAGGGGGUUAUGUUUUCUUUUAUCUCGUCGCUCCUUCCAACAUCCCACUUGACAGGGUUGUGGACUCUGAACAUAAGUCUACUGUGCAGUUUGCUUCAAGGACUGAUAGGUGCAUGUGGCAUCACAGUGCUGAGCUCCCUAUUGAGAGUGCAUUUAUAUGUUGAGGAAGUAAGUUGGUUUGAUAAAGCAAAUGCACCUAGUCAAAAGGUCCCUCUGAGGAGGAAUAAACGUGGACUGGUGGGGAUGCUCCAGUUCUUCUUCAUGGUUGGUAUACUGGCUGUUGUAGGUUCUCGUGUGGCCUCCCUGGUGGUCCUCGAAUUCUGUCUUCGAGCUGUCUCUGGAUGGGUUACACAGGGACGAAAGUCACUAUCACUGCUCCAGCACCUUCUGAUCCAAAGCCAGUUUUCCCUAGGGUGUGCCCUUACCUGCAGUCUCCACUUCCUCCACAUGGGGUCGCCGCAGCGUUGGCUGUGCUUACUGCUGGCUGCUGCUCUCAGCUGCUUUUUGGCCAGGCAAGCUUCAGCCUUGCAACACCAUGUGACGGCUCUAUACAAACUGCACAGCUCGCAGCAGUACUGCGGCAUUUGCAUCAGUCUGAUGACGUGUGGCCCAGGCCUGCUGCUGCCCAUGCUGUGUAGGAUACUGUUUAUUGCCUUUGCUGUUGCUGUUAUAGCGGCCAUAUCUAUCAUCAAUCAGCACUUCCUGUCUGCAACUGAAGCACUGAAAUUUUGGACCCCUCUGACUAUCUGCUACACUCUGCUCGUGGUGUAUAUGGAGGAGGAGCAGCACAGUCUGCCGCCUAGCAAGGCGGUCCUGAACGCAGUAGUGGUGCGUCUCGGUGGUCUGAUGGUCCUGAUGCUGACUGUUGGACGCUGGGCUGACGUGCUCCACAUCAUGGUGUGUUUCUUGGGCGAGGCCAGUUGCCUCAUCCCCACAAGGGCUCUGCUGGAUGCAACCUCCUUGCAAGUUGAAGAGGAUUGGUUGAGACAUGCUAAAAAUCAGCACCAACGAAGACCAAGCGCACAAGAGUAGCAUCAGACGUAAUCUUUGCAUUUCCUUUACAUAGCAGCUUAAGCGUGAAUCAAAUGAAAACCUCAUCUGAUACAUGGUUUUGUACUUGCA
Messenger RNA from Dunckerocampus dactyliophorus (ringed pipefish), 5845 nucleotides. RefSeq names its product transmembrane protein 82 (gene tmem82). NCBI's taxonomy places the organism in Eukaryota, Metazoa, Chordata, Actinopteri, Syngnathiformes, Syngnathidae. The record is from RefSeq and is a predicted model, not a curated record. The coding region runs from base 4733 to 5755 and encodes 340 amino acids. The transcript has 7 exons.